Molecule: messenger RNA, 1422 nt
Organism: Trichoderma atroviride IMI 206040
Lineage: Eukaryota; Fungi; Ascomycota; Sordariomycetes; Hypocreales; Hypocreaceae
Source: RefSeq, a predicted model, not a curated record
AUGUACACGCAGACUCCAACCAUUGCGCCUAACGCCCAGUUACUGGCAGAUGAUCGGCCGCGGUGGGACCCGAUCCGGUCAGCCGGCGCCGAGUCCAAGACUCGCGAUGGAUUCAGGUGGCGGGAUGCACCGCAGCAGAUGACUUGUCUAUGGCUAGGAGUUGCGGUCAGGCAUACUCUGUUCGUGGAUGAGGAUACAACUACUCACUCAGGGCAUACACAAACUUGGUACUGUCUAUCCAUAUACCGACAACGACGGCAACGGCAACUCUCUCAUCCAACGCAAGAUUACAACAUAGCUUCGGCAUCACAUACCCGUGGCACAGCUGUUCCGAGCAGAUCACCGUUCGCCAUGCCCGAGCUCGUCUACCACAACGGACACUACCACGAGGUCCCCCGCCGUGAUCGGCGUCACAAGAAGCGCGACGACUCCUGGAACGUCAUGAAGGUUUGGGACGAGGUGCUGUAUAACAUUGGCGAUCUCUACUACAAGAAACGGCAGCUGGACAGGCUAUGCGCUUGUUGGUGCCAUUUUGCGGAAAGCAUCUCAUCUUACAUCCCAGCACCUACCUAUACGGUACAUGUGUUGUGCCACUUACGAGCACGCACCGCCACAUUCACUCGCUCAUUUCAUCUCAAGGGAAGAAAGUCCAAGAAGCAGCAGCACCGCCCGGAUAGUCGGCUCCCAGACGGCCCGCAUCUGAGCUCUUCUGGCCAUCGCUUGGAGCGCCGCUACGCUACGGCACUGGGCUCCCGAGAUAUCGGACUGGAGAGCAGUAGCGGUAGCAGAUCGCUGGCCGGUUUCCGUUUGACAGCACAGAGAGGGAAUAAUCAAGCUAGAUAUGGAGCAGAAUUCAACACAAUUACACCACGAGUAAAUGAUCAGCAUGUGCCGACAAGGCUGGCCAACCAAGGCAGAGAAACCAGAAGCGAGCACGGGCUGUUCCUGGUCCAAGUAAAACAGUUGCUCGUGCUCAUUUUCAGCAGCCAGGACAAGGGAAACACGCUCUUGUUCGAGAAAAAGAUGAGCAUUGAAUCCAUAAUCAUUGCAAGGAGCGCCAACAUAAUGACGAUCCAUCAUCCCUCGCCUGCGCCGUUGCCGCCACCCGCAGCGGAAUCACAAGAGAAGACCAAGAUGCAGCGCCAAAAUCAAUUUCGCCAGCCCUUGAGGCGGGUGCCUUGCAUUGGCAGCGCAUUAGUGCCAAAAGGCCGCGAAGGCCCCCAAAGCGGACUGGCUCCAGGGCCCGAGCACGCCCAGGGAUCCAAUAGUGCAGGGGAGCCCCCUGGUCCCGAGACUUGGCCUGUCGCAGGCCUCAAUUUCCCCGUUCUCCUGGAGCGCAAACAAAACACUCGCCGUCUGCUCUACUGGCGGCGCCUCUUUUCCUUUUUUCUUUUUUGGAUUCAGAACCUCUCUUUCGUUUGA